Messenger RNA from Verticillium alfalfae VaMs.102, 1692 nucleotides. RefSeq names its product maltose permease MAL31. The transcript has 2 exons. Gene Ontology annotation, molecular function: carbohydrate:proton symporter activity. The coding region runs from base 1 to 1692 and encodes 563 amino acids. Gene Ontology annotation, cellular component: membrane. The record is from RefSeq and is a predicted model, not a curated record. Gene Ontology annotation, biological process: transmembrane transport; carbohydrate transport. Lineage: Eukaryota; Fungi; Ascomycota; Sordariomycetes; Glomerellales; Plectosphaerellaceae.
AUGUCGGAAGACAUCAAAGCUGUGGCCGACCAUGGCGGCGCCCGCGCCUCGGCCGAGUCCCACGCUGCUGCCGACGAUGCCAAAAUGUCCAACGCCUUCGUCCAGGGCGCCCGCGACGCCUCCAGCAGGGAACAGCAGAUGACGCUCAUGCAGGGCAUCCGUCUCUACCCCAAGGCCAUUGGCUGGAGUAUGCUCAUCUCGACCUGUAUCGUCAUGGAGGGCUACGACAUUUCCCUCGUGUCCAACUUCUUCGCCUUCGACCCCUUUAAGAAGAAGUACGGCGAGCUGCAGGCCGACGGCACCUACGAGAUCUCGGCCGCCUGGCAGGCCGGCCUCUCCAACGGUGUCGCUGUCGGUGAGAUCAUUGGCCUGUUCCUCAAUGGCUACAUUUCCGAGCGCUUCGGCUACCGCUGGACCGUCAUUGGUGCGCUGAUGCUGCUGACCGGCUUCAUCACCAUCUUCUUCACGGCCCAGAACAUCGAGACGCUGCUCGUCGCCGAGAUUCUCUGCGGUCUGCCGUGGGGUGUCUUCCAGACGCUGACCAUCACGUACGCCGCCGAGGUCUGUCCCAUUGCGCUUCGUGGCCACUUGACCACCUACGUCAACUUUUGCUGGGGUCUCGGUCAGCUCAUCGGCAUCGGUGUCAUCACCUCGAUGCUCGACCGCACCGAUGAAUGGUCCUACCGUAUCCCCUACGCGCUGCAGUGGAUCUGGCCUGUGCCCAUCAUGAUUGGCGUGUACUUUGCCCCCGAGUCGCCUUGGUGGUUGAUCCGCAAGGGCCGCGUCGACGACGCGAAGCACUCGCUUCUGCGUCUGACGAGCAAGAAUACCGAGACGGACUUCAACGCCGAUGACACGGUCGCCAUGAUGGUGCACACGGCUGCCCUCGAGGAGAAGAUUACCGCUGGCGCGUCGUACCUCGACUGCUUCAAGGGCAUCGAUCUGCGCCGCACGGAGAUUGUGUGUCUCGUGUGGGCCAUCCAGAACCUCAGCGGCAACUCCUUCUCCAACUACUCGACAUACUUCCUCCGCCAGGUCGGUCUCUCGUCGCGUGAUGCCUACAGCUUCGCCAUGGGCCAGUACGCCAUCAACAUGGUGGGUGUCUUUGGCGCCUGGAGCUUGAUGGCCUGGGGUGUCGGUCGUCGUCGUCUCUAUCUCUGCGGUCUCUGUGGACUCUUCACCAUGCUGUUCAUCAUGGGCUUCCUCGGCGAGGUGCCCGAGUCUCAGCGUGACAAGGGUGCUCUGGCGACGGGCAGCAUGAUGAUUCUCUGGGCGCUCGUGUACCAGCUGACGGUCGGCACCGUGUGCUACUCGCUCGUGUCGGAACUGCCUUCGCGUCGCCUGCAGAUCAAGACUGUCGUUCUCGGCCGUAACCUCUACAAUAUUGUCGGCAUCAUCAACAACGUCGUGACGCCGUACAUGCUGAACCCUACAGCGUGGAAUUGGCAGAACAAGGCGGGCUUCUUCUGGGCGGGUCUGUGCUUCCUCUGCCUUGUGUACACGUACUUCCGCGUGCCCGAGCCUCGCGGCCGUACGUUUGCCGAGCUCGACGUGCUGUUCGAGCACAAGGUGACAGCGCGGCAGUUUGAGAAGACCAAGGUCAACGUGUUCGAGGAGGAGGUGGCCGGCGAGGGUGUCAUCAACAACUACCAGUCGCAUGUGACGAGCCCCAAGGAGAAGGGCCAGGCGUGA